Messenger RNA from Penicillium vulpinum, 222 nucleotides. RefSeq lists its product as uncharacterized. Lineage: Eukaryota; Fungi; Ascomycota; Eurotiomycetes; Eurotiales; Aspergillaceae. The record is from RefSeq and is a predicted model, not a curated record. The coding region runs from base 1 to 222 and encodes 73 amino acids. The transcript has a single exon.
AUGCGCACAGUCGUUACUUGUAUCCGCACAAGAGUCGUCAGCAUCACCGACUAUGCUAUGCACCAUGAUUACCCGCUCUGCCUCUCGAUCCAAGUUCCCGGAGAACACAAUGAUAACGAGUCAAUUCUUGCUGCUGCAGAGCUAUCGGCGGAGUAUCUGAUAUCACAGGUUGCCAGGGGGUUUGUUCGCAUUAACCGCUCUUUGCUUUUUGGGAGGAGAUAG